AGGGCGUGCCUCAAAGAGGCCAUGAGGGUACUGCCGGUGGUCAAUGGCAGUGUGAGGCUGUCGACUAAAGAAUACAAUCUGCUGGGAUACAGGAUACCGAAAGACAUUCUCAUAGGGUUCUCCCACCAGUACAUGUCGAUCAUGGCGGCCCACUACCCGCGGCCCGACGAGUACAUCCCGGAGAGAUGGCUGGCUGAGAAGGGUGAUCACUUGUAUUAUGGCAAACCAAAUCCGUUUGUCAUGGCUCCGUUUGGCUUUGGAGUUAGAAGUUGUAUAGGUCGCCGUAUUGUAGAGCUGGAACUGGAAAUGAUAGUGUGCAAAAUGGUAGAGAAUUUCAAGAUAGAGUGGACAAGCAGUGAACCCAUAUGAAUAGCCCCCACUUCAUUCAAUUAUAUCACGGAGCCUUUCCACUUUGCUUUCAAAGAUUUAUAAAUGGUAAAGAUUAUUUGUGACGGACACAAUU
This is a messenger RNA of Cydia amplana, 463 nucleotides long. Its product is annotated as cytochrome P450 CYP12A2-like. The transcript has 3 exons. Gene Ontology annotation, molecular function: heme binding; monooxygenase activity; iron ion binding. The record is from RefSeq and is a predicted model, not a curated record. The coding region runs from base 22 to 369 and encodes 115 amino acids. NCBI's taxonomy places the organism in Eukaryota, Metazoa, Arthropoda, Insecta, Lepidoptera, Tortricidae.